Molecule: messenger RNA, 1020 nt
Organism: Symbiodinium sp. CCMP2592
Lineage: Eukaryota; Dinophyceae; Suessiales; Symbiodiniaceae
Source: the annotation of a GenBank genome assembly
AUGAGCUCCACGGUCUAUCUCGGGCCACGGCCUCCGCCGAGAGGCUAUCCCGGAGAAGGUCCCGUGGUGGAUCGCUUCGCCAAAUGGCGAGCGAAGCUCGGCCGCGACCUCCUCAGCGCCGCCGAGGAGGGCAAUGCCGCUGUGGUGAAGGUCUGCUUGGAGCAGAAGGCAGAUCCUUCCGUGAUCUCCUUGGAUUCAGGUCGCAGUCCUCUUCAUGGAGCUGCUGCCUCCGGCAAUGUGGAGGUCAUGCGAGACCUCAUCCACGCCAGCGUCCGCGCCCGCGUGGACCUGAGCCUCGCCGACAACUCCAAGCGGACAGCGCUGGACGAAGCCCUCGAUGUCCCUCAAAGGCUACACAUGCCGGCCGACCUAGUGGUCCCACUUCUAGCCGCCGCAGAGGAGGCCCCUGAGAUAGUCACUGAGCUGCAGACCUCGUUGCCCAAGUGGCGCCAGGCGCUGUUAGCGGUCCUCUCCUGCUGCACCACACCGUUGCCCUUGGUCCACGAAGCAGCCCUUGCUUCUGUCCUCGGGGCUUGGUGCUUCACUGGCGCACGCGGUGGACCGCCAUCGAAGGUCCAGGAAUUACGCAGAGCCCUCUUCACCAGUGUCGCCAACAACAACCACAGCGCAGUAGUCCGCGAGCCCGGUUGUGGAGCGUUGCUCAAGGCAGAGGGUAGACUACGGGUAUCUCCAAGAGAAGGGCCAUGCGGGUGGCGCUCAGCCUUUCGAACUGCACCGAUCAUGCCGAAGUUCUACUGCGAGUACUGCGACAUGUUCCUGGGACACAGGGGAACAUCGGGCCGAAGACAGCAUAUGACUGGCCGGCGGCACAUCAACAACAAGAUUGAGUUCUAUCAGAUGCUGAUCCGCGAGAAAGGGCUCACUCCGCCCAUAUACCCCCCUCCGCCAGGCAUGGUGCUGCCAAUGCCGAAGCUGCCGGCUGCCGCCGCGCCGAAGCCGGCACUCGGCGGGAUUCUGCCGGGCAUGCCUCGUGGCAUUAACAGCGACAGGCAAACAUAG